AUGGAAAAGAGACUGGAGGACCUCAAGCUAACGCCUGGGGAAGUUGAACGUCUCCAAAAGGCAUUUAAGGAUCCAGAAUUUUGUAAAUUAUUUGCAGAAUAUGCAGAAGAAAUUAGCAAUCCUGAGAACAGGAAACGUUAUGAAGAAGAGAUCAAACUUGCUGAACAAGGGCGCGGCAUGGACGUCGAAUUUAUCCACCCAACUCCCUGUUACGUACUUAAGACUCGUCAUUGGCCCAGCGUUUCAGGCCCACCAAAAGUUAAGCAACACUUCGAAGAUGCCCCACCGUUAGCCGAUGGUCAAAAAGUCUUUAUUAACAUCUGUUCCUCAGACAAAGUUGGCAAGCCAGAAUUUGUGACUGAUGCUCAAACUUGCGGAGACGGACCCAAAAACGGUGUUCGAUGGAGCAUCCCCCAUUCGUUCUCACCCCCGUUAGAGGAUCUAGAUAAGGACAAAAAACGCUGUCUAGGCGUGACCCAGAAGGGGCCGCUCCGGCCGACAAUCAUUCGCCGAAAGCGGACGGAUUACGAGGAAUGCCAGCAGCGUACUCAAGAGGAAGAGCAAGCCGCCUUUGAGGCCGCUCGCAUGGGUCCCAAUCCAAAGGCUUCGGUGGCUGCUCUCGCCAAGCUUAAGGCGUCGUCAAAAGAAAUGGAACAGAGGAGCCAGAAGAUUGCUCAGGAUACCGUGGAUGGUAGGUCCCCCUUCAUUGAUACUUCAUCGUCUUUCUGUGGUGUAACUCCCUAUUUCUUGUACACAGUUCUAGUCGUUGGUCGCUACCCUCUGGUCUCUAUACUUAGUAAGGAUUUUCGAAAGAAAAGAUGGAUCUAG
This is a messenger RNA of Dibothriocephalus latus, 828 nucleotides long. The record is from the annotation of a GenBank genome assembly. NCBI's taxonomy places the organism in Eukaryota, Metazoa, Platyhelminthes, Cestoda, Diphyllobothriidea, Diphyllobothriidae.